AUGGCUCAUUCACCAACACACUCGCCGAUUCCUUCACCAACUUAUCCAACCCAAUCAGCUCAAAGAGGACGACAACCUCCUCCAAAUUAUACCAGAUCUAAUUUAAAUGACCCUUCCAAAAUCUCACCCAAUCAACCUCAUCUACAAUAUAGAGGUGGAAAUUAUUACAAUGACAUUCCUAAUGCUAAUAACGGUAAUAGAGCCAGAAGUGUUAGUCCAAAUCCUUCACCACGUAAAUCAAAAGUUUACGAUAGCGAUGACGAUGUUUCAAACGAAACAUUUGUAGUUUACGGUACAGAGUUACCAGACAUUUCUAGUGAACAGGAUAAUGGAAAAUUUGUGCCAGUAUGGAAACAAGAGGUUCGUGAUGAAAAUGGUAUCAGGCGAUUGCAUGGUGCUUUUAAAGGUGGAUGGUCAGCUGGUUAUUAUAAUACAGUAGGUUCUAAAGAAGGUUGGUCACCCUCUUCUUUUGUUUCUUCCCGAAAAAAAAGAACAGAUUUUAAAGCCUAUAAACCGGAGGAUUUUAUGGAUGAAGAGGAUUUGGAGGAGCUUGCUCAAGAGAAAAAAUUGGUUACAACUGAAGAAUUUGAUUAUUUUGGUUCUACAGAAAGAGAAUUAGAAAAAAAGAAUGCUAUGAGAAAAUCGAUGGAAGCUGGCGGAAGUGUAUUAGGAACGCUUACAGACAAAUUUAUUGCAGAUCUAAUAGAACCUAGUAAAGAUCCUAUAGGUAUAUUGAAUUUUCUUAAAAAUGAAGUUGCUAUUUAUAUUUAUCCCUGUAUUGUUAACCUUUUAAAUCAAUUGGAAUAUUUAGGUGGUAUUGGUUUUGGUGUUUCAGAUGAUGAAGAAGAUGAAAUAUAUAUUAAUGGUGAAACAUCCAUGUCAAAUUUCCAUACUUCUAUGAUGGAUGAUUAUGAAGAUAUUUUGAUUUUAGGCGGAAAAGAACACUCAAAGUCAACACCCAAAAGUAAACCAAAUACAAAUUCUUAUAAGUCCGCUGCUCCAAAUAAAAGUGUAUGUCAUGAUGGAAGUUUACCAUUACCUGGAUUUGUUCUAGCUUCUCGUCCUAUUCCUCUAGAUGAAUGGUAUUCGCCACCAACUUUGCCGCCGGAUUUUGUUUCUAUACAUAAAUUUGAUUCAAGUACUGAAAAGGUUUUAAAUCCUGUUGGUUCAAAAACGCAAAAUUCCAAAAACCAGAAACAAUCAACUUUGGCCUUAAUUGCUGAACAGCGUGGCGAAUUAUUAGGCGAAACACCAUUAAAAGCUCCAGCACGAUCUGUAUUUGAUUAUAUAUCAAGAAAAGAUAAAGAAAAAUUGGAUAAUAUAAUCAGUUACAGAUUUGAUACAGUCGGAGAGUCGCCUAAGGAUCAAAAUAAUAAAGUUCAAAUUCCCAAAAUAGGAAAGGAUAUUGCUAUGGCUGCUUUAAAAGGAUUUAUACCAUUUUCAGAUAAUAAAAAUAAACAAAUGAGAUAUAAACAAUUUCUGGAAGCGCAGGCAGAGAUCAUUUCAGAUGAAUUAAUCAGGCAGCCUGAAGGGAUGACUUCCGAAGAGUAUGCCAAAGAACUUGAUGAAUUUUCGCAAGCUACGAGAAUUUUUCGUCCGAUGUCCAGUAUGCUAGCAUCACGUUUCACCAGCUCGAGCAAUUCUAGUUUAGAAAUCAGUAAUGAUGAUAAUAAUAGAAGUGUUGAAAAAAUAAUAGAGGAUGGAAGUUACCUUAAAAGGCAAGAGGAUAACCGAAAACAGACACAAUCAACAGCAGAGACUGCUGCAAGGAUGAAUAUGUUUGGAACUCUUACUCGUUCUAAAACAGAAUUUUAUCCCAAUAGGCUUCUAUGUAAAAGAUUUAAUAUAGCAAAUCCGCAUCCAGAUCAUAAAAAAUAA
Entrophospora sp. SA101 is the source of this 1878-nucleotide messenger RNA. Lineage: Eukaryota; Fungi; Glomeromycota; Glomeromycetes; Entrophosporales; Entrophosporaceae. The record is from the annotation of a GenBank genome assembly.